Messenger RNA from Acanthocheilonema viteae, 1125 nucleotides. The record is from the annotation of a GenBank genome assembly. Lineage: Eukaryota; Metazoa; Nematoda; Chromadorea; Rhabditida; Onchocercidae.
AUGUCUACAUCCUCGGUGAUAUCUGGUAGCGGUAGCACUAAAUCGACUGGAUGUCGCUCAAUUGUUAUUGCUCCACCCAUAGUACCGUCACAGUACAAUGCAAAAAAUGCUGGUAGAAAGAAGACAAAUCCGGUUUGGAACUUUUUCGUGGAUCUGAAAACGAAAGGACUGACUGGUGUACGAUGCCGUUAUUGCGAAUGGAUAACAAAUGACCGCAGUCCAACAACGCUGAAAUUUCACUUAAAACGUAAACACGACACAGGCCUUGGUGGUAUUUGGAACAUUGUGGAAGAACGAAUUGGCAUUAAUCAGCCGCAGGGUCGUAGUCGUCUUGUUGUUAAUAAUAGAAAUAAUGUUGUUUCACUUAUUCCUUCACAGGGUGAAACAGCCGCCUUUGCGAUCCCUGUGGAUACUGAAAUGAGACCAGAACCAGAUAGAGAACAGCAAUGUUAUCCUGGUGAGUAUCCAUUUGGUUCGCUGCCCGAAAUUAUAGAAUUGUGUGCAAUAUUUGAAGCAGGUGCUCGUGUUGUUGUGGAUACAAAGCCAAGUUCGUCACAGCAGGCAUUAUUAGAUCAAUUCAUACAGAAUGCUACAAAAAAUGCGAAAUUAAAUGGCACACUUGCUGGAAUUACUACGUCAACAUCUGUUUACACACGGCCAGCACCACAGCUGCAACCUUCCACUAAUAUCGGAAGUAUCACCUGUGGACAGGAUAAUGUUUUUGAUACGAAAGGAUUGAUCGAUGAAAAUUUAAUACCGGCAAGAGCUGUGAAGAUUUUCCCUUCUAAGGCGGAUUGCGAUGAUGGUGAAGAUGCGGGUGAAGGUAAUGAACCAUUGUAUGUGCUAAGUGACGGAAGCAAUUUGUCUGAACUGUUGCAUGUCGCCAACGAUAUGGAUCUGGCCUUUACAUACAAUUCUAGGCGAACUGGAGAAUUUUGUUUUGAAUCAAAUGCACAAGAUAUGAGGGGUCGUUUGGUUGUGUUUGCGGAUCUCGGAACCAAAGUUGCUGUACGUGAACGUUUCAAUGGCAGUGAUCUGAGCUAUGAAGAAUGGAACAAAGCUGAUUGGAAGCAGUUCCUUUGGGCAGUACGCGGUAAAUGCAUGAAUGUCCUUAGGGGACUUUAA